AUGCAAGACUUUGGGCUCUCAUGGAGGCAAAUAGCACAAGGGUAUGGAGCGCGGAGCCGCUCGUCGGGCCCUGCACUGCCCAGACUAGCGAACAAUACAGUCAACGUGGCUAAAGGGGAUCCCGAGAAACCGAAAGGCAAGAUGUGUGCUUAUGCCUUUUUUGUGCAGAUGUGCAGAGAGGAACAUAAGAAGAAAAACCUGGAGGUCCCUGUCAAUUUUGCUGAAUUUUCCAAGAAAUGCUCCAAGAGGUGGAAGGCCAUGUCCAGGGAAGAGAAGUCUAAAUUCAAUGAAAUGGCAAAAGUGGAUAAAGUGCGCUAUGAUUGGGAAAUGAAGGAUUACAGACCAGCUAAGGGAGGCAAGAAGAAGGACCCUAAGGCCCCCAGGAGACCACUGUCUGGAUUUCUCCUUUUCUGCUCUGAAUUCCACCCCGAGAUCAAGUCUACAAACCCUGGCGUCUCCAUCAGAGAUGUGGCAAAGAAGCUGGGCGAGAUGUGGAAUAACUUAAGUGACAGUGAGAAGCAGCCAUACAUCAACAAGGCAGCGAAACUGAAGAAGUAUGAGAAGGAUGUCGCAGACUGUAAGUCUAGAGGGAAGUUUGAUGGUGCCAAGGGUCCUGCUAAAGUUGCCGGGGAAAAGGUGGAAGAGGAAGAUGAAGAGGAUGAGGAAGAAGAGGACGAGAAGGAGGAGGAGGAAUAA
Molecule: messenger RNA, 696 nt
Organism: Cervus elaphus (red deer)
Lineage: Eukaryota; Metazoa; Chordata; Mammalia; Artiodactyla; Cervidae
Product: high mobility group protein B3-like
Exons: 1
Coding region: 1-696 (231 amino acids)
Biological process (GO): regulation of transcription by RNA polymerase II
Molecular function (GO): DNA binding, bending
Source: RefSeq, a predicted model, not a curated record